Molecule: messenger RNA, 1751 nt
Organism: Carlito syrichta (Philippine tarsier)
Lineage: Eukaryota; Metazoa; Chordata; Mammalia; Primates; Tarsiidae
Gene: RAB40B
Product: RAB40B, member RAS oncogene family
Exons: 6
Coding region: 1-987 (328 amino acids)
Biological process (GO): intracellular signal transduction; protein localization to plasma membrane
Cellular component (GO): plasma membrane; synaptic vesicle; endosome
Molecular function (GO): GTP binding; GTPase activity
Source: RefSeq, a predicted model, not a curated record
AUGGACAGUUUCCUUCACAUAAAGGAAGAACUGGAGCCCCAUGGGAUCCCCUCCUCCUGCAGCUUCAGCACUGGAACCCCUUGCCCUUAUUGGGUCCUGUUGGCUGGGGAUCUGGAGGGUCCCACAGGACCUGCCCCAAAGCAUGCUGUAGGCCUCGGGCUCACCCUGAGUACUUCCCUACUGGACUUCUACAUGAAUCCUAUGGGUGAUACUGAGCUCAUUCUGCCAGUUGUCCAUGCUCAUGUGUGCUCAGUGGCUGGCCCCAUGUCUAAGCCAUCUCUCCCUUCUGCAGGGAUCGACUACAAGACCACCACCAUCCUGCUGGACGGCCGGCGGGUCAAGUUGCAGCUCUGGGAUACGUCGGGGCAGGGAAGAUUUUGUACCAUAUUCCGCUCCUACUCUCGGGGUGCACAGGGUGUGAUCCUAGUCUAUGACAUCGCAAACCGCUGGUCUUUUGAUGGCAUCGAUCGAUGGAUUAAGGAGAUUGAUGAGCAUGCCCCUGGUGUCCCUAAAAUCCUGGUGGGGAAUCGCCUACAUCUGGCAUUCAAGCGGCAGGUGCCCACAGAGCAGGCCCAGGCCUACGCUGAGCGCCUGGGCGUGACCUUCUUUGAGGUCAGCCCUCUGUGUAAUUUCAACAUCACGGAGUCCUUCAUGGAGCUGGCCAGGAUCGUGCUGCUGCGGCAUGGGAUGGACCGGCUCUGGAAGCCAAGCAAGGUACUGAGUUUGCAAGACCUCUGCUGCCGCGCCGUAGUGUCCUGCACGCCCGUGCACCUGGUGGACAAACUCCCACUCCCCAUUGCCUUAAGAAGCCACCUCAAGUCGUUCUCGAUGGCCAAUGGCCUGAACGCCAGGAUGAUGCACGGCCGCUCCUACUCUCUCACCACCAGCUCUACCCACAAGAGGAGCAGCCUCCGCAAAGUCAAGAUCGCCCGCCCACCCCAGAGCCCACCCAAAAACUGCACCAGAAACAACUGCAAAAUCUCAUAGGGAAGGCAUGGAAUCUCUCCAGGAGAAGAUGGAAGAUGUACUCUAGAUCGAAGAAAAACAUUUGCAGUAUCUCAUGGUGACAGUGCUGCUUGGGAAUACGUGUACCACCUUCCAUGCAGUGAAAACACACUACAUGCUUGACUUUGAAUUUCUAUGUGGAUGUGCAUGAAGUUCUUAUUUUAGACAUGUGUUUAUAAAGGGAAAAUUAGUACUCUGCUCAACUCCUGAUAACAUGAAAUUCUGAAUGUUACUUAUGUCAUGAUUGCACUGAAACUUUUUCCUUAAAAUAACUGCUUUUGUAAGAAUGGUGAUAUGUGAGUGAUGCAUAUAAAUUCAAGCAAUGACAGUAAUUUACAGUCACCAAUAUUACAAGAGGGGCCUUUUUGUAAACCUCCUUUUUCAUGUCAAAGCACCAAUUUAUAAACUGCUGCAGAUGCAUUUAGAGAUUAUGCACAACAGAUCCGUCCCGUUUGUGUAUGAAAUGGAUUUGAUAAAGUUUUUGCUAUGUUAUUUACUACAUUUUGGGAUUAAUAAGUGAUUUAUAUGCAUAUUUUUCUGUAAAUCUACUUUUUUUGUACAAGAUGUUCUACAAGUCAUGAUGCUAAGGGAAGAAAAUGCCAAAGAUACCUCUAGUUAUGUUGAAUAGAGCCAACAUGGUUUCAACAGAUCAGCAAGGAGAAAGCCGUUUCAGUAAGGAAGUAAAAGCACUUAUUUAAGAAAAUUGUUUCUCAACAAUAAAACGUAUCCUUGUUUCUCUCUUGGUA